UGAAGCCUUCACAACAACAACGCCACGCUUCUGUUAUCUUUACGUUAUCAUGUCACGAAUAUAAUUGUUUCAUUAAUAGUGUGUGGUGACAUUAAAUAGGUAAUUUAAAUGAGCAAAAUGCCAGUCUUUCGUAGUGUGUUUUAUGUAUGUGCUCACAAGUUCACAACAACACCACGUUUCUAUGAUCUUGACUUUAUUCAAACAACAAUAUAAUAGUUUCGUUAUAGGAUACCCAGCACAACAAGAGCCGAUGCUGCGCACGGCUCUCUGCUCCCCGCGAAGCUCUCUCAAGUCAGUCCGGCGGCGGACGGCAUGGCUUCGUUCCCUCCACUCCUCCCGGGCACCUCGGGUCCAAGGUCAGCAGGUCCCAGACGCCCGCGUGAACCCCCUGAACAUCCAGAUGCUGUCUAAGAACCUCCAUGAGCAAAUCUUCCGAGGCCUGGGGCCGGAGUACGAGGAGGAGCACGUUGAGAAGAGCAUACGUCACCUCCAGAGGCACGAGCUGUGGGGCAAGGAGACCUCCUCUCUGGGCGAGGUGGAGCUGGCGCUGCCCGCCAUGUACGGCCAGGACAUCGACCAGCACUUCCGGGUCCUGGCCCAGAAACAGAGCCUCCCCUACCUGGAGGCAGCCAGCCUGCUGAGCCGGGGCCCGCUCCCCGCCAUGCCCCAGGAGUGGGCCUGGGAGCCAGGCUGGACCCGCUACGGUGCGGACGGGGGCGUGCAGCGAGUGGACUUCCCCGACGAGCUGGCGCUGGUGUUUGACGUGGAAGUGUGCAUGACAGAGGGUCAAUGCCCCACGCUGGCGGUGGCUGCCUCUCCCACGGCCUGGUACUCCUGGUGCAGUAAGCGGCUGAUCGAGGAGCGGUACUCCUGGUCCAGCCAGCUGAUCCUGUCCGACCUCAUCCCUCUGGAGACCAGCGCCAACUCGGUGCGACCGCACGGCGGUCAGUGGAAGGAGAGGCUGGUGGUGGGCCACAACGUCAGCUUCGACCGCGCCUACAUCAAGGAGCAGUACCUGCUGAAGGGUUCCCAGAUGCGGUUCCUGGACACCAUGAGUUUGCACAUGGCCGUCUCGGGUCUGACGGGCUUCCAGCGCACGCUGUGGAUGGCCAACAAGCUGGGCAAGAAGCGUGGCCUGCAGGAGGUGAAGGACCACAUGAAGAAAGUGGGAUGGAAGAAGAAAGAGCCAGGGAUCGGGUCAUGGGACUGGGUGAAAAUCAGCAGCCUCAACAACCUGGCGGAUGUCCACGCGCUGUACGUGGGCGGGCCUCCCCUGCAGAAGGAGGCAAGGGAGACGUUUGUAAAGGGCAGCAUUGCCGACGUCAGGAACAACUUCCAGGAGCUGAUGCAGUACUGCGCGAUGGAUGUCCAAGCCACUCAUGAGGUGUUCACUGAGCAGCUGCCCCUCUUCAUGGAGAGGUGCCCUCACCCCGUGACGUUUGCGGGGAUGCUGGAGAUGGGCGGGAGCUACCUGCCUGUCAAUCAGAACUGGGGGCGGUACCUGGAGGACUCCCAGGAGACCUACGAGGAGCUCCAGCGGGAGAUGAAGACCUCCCUGAUGAACCUGGCCGACGACGCCUGUCAGCUGCUGCACGGCGACCGGUAUAAGGAGGACCCCUGGCUCUGGGACCUGGAGUGGGACGUUCAGGAGUUCAAGCUGAAGAAGGUUCCAGUCCGCAAGAAGAAGGUCCCACCCCCUAACGGAGGGGUGGUCACGCCCACGUCCACUCCUCUACCGGAGCACCAGGAAGACCCGGGCCCCCCCUCUGAAGAUGACCUAGCCAGGCCCUGUCCCAGCAGGCUGGCUGUGGAGAGGGUCACUGCCGCCACGGUGGGCCGAAUGCCCAAGAGACGACAGCACCUGCCCGGACACCCAGGGUGGUACCGCAAGCUGUGUGAGAAGAUGUCUUCUGGGCCGGGCGAGGAGGACGGGGAGGGGGACGACGACGACUGGUGCCCCGGCCCCCGGCUGCUCAGCCUCCAGAUGAGGGUCACCCCCAAGCUGAUGGGCCUGACCUGGGACGGCUUCCCCCUGCACUACACGGACCGCCACGGCUGGGGCUACCUGGUGCCCGGCCGCAGGGACAACCUGGGGGCCCCCCUCGGGGAGGAGGAGGAAGGACCACGCUGUCCCCACAGAGCGAUCGAGGAGGUGUACCGAGAGUCCUGUGAGCAGAAAGGGAAGGAGCAGCCUCAGUACACAGAGGCCGGCCCCUCUGAUGACCUCAUGCUGACGGACACCACCGUCUGGCAGAAGGUGGAAGAGCUGAGCCGUCGAGACAGGAGGAUGGAGGAACAGGAGAUGAUGGAAACCAAAGACCAGCGUAAACCUGCAGGUCCCAAAGACGUGAGUGGCUGCCACUAUCACCAUGGAAACGGGCCUCAUGACGACGUCAACAUACCGGGCUGUUGGUUUUUCAAGCUGCCCCACAAGGAUGGGAACGACAAUAACGUGGGAAGUCCGUUUUCUAAGGACUUCCUGUCCAAGAUGGAGGACGGCACGCUGCGGGCAGGAAGAGGCGGGACCAACGCCACGCGGGCCCUGGAGAUCAACAAGAUGAUCUCCUUCUGGAGGAACGCUCAUAAACGCAUCAGCUCACAGAAAGUCGUCUUGCUGCGGAAGGGAGAACUUCCUCGCACCGUGAGCAGACACAAAGACUUUAAUGAAGAGGGGAAGUACGGAGCCAUCCUACCCCAGGUGGUUACCGCGGGAACGGUGACUCGCAGAGCGGUGGAACCCACCUGGCUCACGGCCAGCAACGCCCGGCGGGACCGGGUGGGCAGUGAGCUGAAGGCCAUGGUGCAGGCACCCCCUGGGUACCACCUGGUGGGGGCGGACGUGGACUCCCAGGAGCUGUGGAUCGCUGCAAUCCUGGGGGAGGCCCACUUCGCUGGCAUGCACGGCUGCACGGCGUUCGGCUGGAUGACCCUGCAGGGGAGGAAGAGCCAGGGCACCGACCUGCACAGCCGCACGGCCGACACGGUGGGCAUCAGCCGCGAGCACGCCAAGGUCUUCAACUACGGCCGCAUCUACGGCGCCGGCCAGCCGUUCGCCGAGAGGCUGCUGAUGCAGUUCAACCACCGCCUCAGCCAGGAGGACGCCUCGGCCAAGGCGAGGCAGAUGUACUCGCUGACCAAGGGGAUACGCAGGUACCAUCUCUCGCAGGACGGGGAGUGGCUGGUGAAUGAGAUGGACAUAGAGGUGGAGAGAGAGGAGGACGGGAGCGUGUCCCUGGAGGAGCUCAGACGCAUCUCCAAGCUGGCCGCCCAGAGCUCCCGGCGCAGGAGGUGGGACCUGGUGGGCCAGCGGCUGUGGUCCGGGGGCACGGAGUCGGAGAUGUUCAACAAGCUGGAGAGCAUCGCCCACUCGGCCCAGCCGGCAACGCCCGUCCUUGGCUGCAGGAUCAGCCGAGCGCUGGAGCCCCGCGUGGUGGAGGACGAGUUCAUGACCAGCAGGGUGAACUGGGUGGUGCAGAGCUCGGCGGUGGACUACCUCCACCUGAUGCUGGUGGCCAUGCGCUGGCUGUUCGAGGAGUACGACAUCGACGGCCGCUUCUGCAUCAGCAUCCACGACGAGGUGCGCUACCUGGUCCGCAGCGAGGACCGCUACCGCGCCGCGCUCGCCCUGCAGAUCACCAACCUGCUCACCAGGUGUAUGUUUGCCCACGCCCUGGGCAUGAAUGACCUCCCCCAGUCGGUGGGCUUCUUCAGCGCGGUGGACGUCGACCGCUGCUUGAGGAAGGAGGUGAACAUGGACUGUGAGACGCCCUCAAACCCCACUGGCCUGGAGCGAAAAUACGGACUCCCACAGGGUGAGGCGUUGGACAUUUACCAGAUCAUGGAGCUCACUAAAGGCUCCUUGGCAAAAGGCAGACCAACAACCUGACCGCUGUCGGCAAGGAAACGGCGAUCGGUGGUGAUGGGUUCGAGCCAACCAGGGAGUGAGUCCACUUUUACAAUGUCCCGGAGCCGUGAGGCGCCGUCGCCCUCCCACACAGAGAAACGAGAGAAACGCUGGAGAACACGGAGAGGAGAGGCUUUGGAACCGGUAGAGAACAGACCAGAAGAGGAGACGAGAGACACAGGAACCAGUGGAGAACGGACCAGAAGAGGAGACGAGAGACUCUAGAACCAGUGGAGGAGAGGAGGGAGCUGCUGCUCACUUCUUCUUCCUCUUCUUCUUCUGUGGUUGUGGGGGGGUGUCCUCUGCCUCCUGCGAGGCCUCCUGGCUCUGUCAACAGGACGGGAGAGAGUGACGAGGGAGCGCGCUCAGAGGUUUAAUCCCUUCCCCUACUGGCCCACCAGGCUAGUAGAACAGAUGUUGGUAUUGUUGUCGUGCUGAAGGGUUAUACCUGCUGGGUGGCGUCCUGCUCCUGCAGCGCUGCUUCCAGGGUGGCAGCGUUGAUGCGGAAGUCUCUGGAGGUGCUGAGCUUCAUGUACUGCAUCAGAUUGACCUGGAGACAAACAUCAAGUCACAAACCGCCGGCGGCUACGAAAAGGACACGAGUGGGAAACGGCAUCGGUUCGGUUGUUAUUAUGUUAUUUUUUUUAGAUGAUUAUGUCUCAUGCAGCUCAGAGGUACCUUUGACUUCUUGGAAAGCGUGAUGAGGAAUUUCUCGUAUUGUUCGAUGCUGAAGAUUAAGUUUGGAAUGGCCUUGGUCUCUCUGAGGAGCUUGGCCUGUUGAAGACAUUAUAACACGAUGGCCGUAGGCAAUCCUUCAGCACCUGCCUGAUGUUGUUGUGCUGUACGCCUAUUUAAGGAUUAAAGUGUAUUUUUGGACUAA
Molecule: messenger RNA, 4784 nt
Organism: Gadus morhua (Atlantic cod)
Lineage: Eukaryota; Metazoa; Chordata; Actinopteri; Gadiformes; Gadidae
Gene: polg
Product: polymerase (DNA directed), gamma
Exons: 23
Coding region: 143-3886 (1247 amino acids)
Biological process (GO): mitochondrial DNA replication
Cellular component (GO): gamma DNA polymerase complex; mitochondrion
Molecular function (GO): DNA binding; DNA-directed DNA polymerase activity; 3'-5' exonuclease activity
Source: RefSeq, a predicted model, not a curated record